Miscanthus lutarioriparius is the source of this 456-nucleotide messenger RNA. NCBI's taxonomy places the organism in Eukaryota, Viridiplantae, Streptophyta, Magnoliopsida, Poales, Poaceae. The record is from the annotation of a GenBank genome assembly.
AUGAGCUGCCUCCUCGCCCUGCUCGCCGUGCUGUGCCUCGGCGCCGCCGCGGUGGCGCGGGCCCAGCUGACGGACGACUUCUACGACGGCUGCUGCCCGCAGGCGGAGGACAUCGUGAAGGCGCGCGUGUCCGCCGCGAUGAAGGCCGAGCCCCGCAUGGGCGCCUCCCUGCUCAGGCUCCACUUCCACGACUGCUUCGUCAACAGUGGAGGGCCGGCCUACGACGUCCUGCUGGGAAGGAGGGAUGGCCUGGUGGCAAAUCAGUCCGGUGCCAACAGUAGCCUGCCUAGCCCGUUCGAUCCCAUCAACACCAUCACAAAGAAGUUCAGUGAUGUGGAUCUGAACACAACCGACGUGGUCGUUUUAUCAGGUAUAGCUGCUAGUCCCACGCAUCUUUCACUGCACAAUACUUUCCAGCUCGUCAAGAGUAGUGAUGACUGGACAUCUAUUAACUGA